Molecule: messenger RNA, 1026 nt
Organism: Microthlaspi erraticum
Lineage: Eukaryota; Viridiplantae; Streptophyta; Magnoliopsida; Brassicales; Brassicaceae
Source: the annotation of a GenBank genome assembly
AUGGCGAUGAGGAAGCUUUUGUCGAAGCGUCUCUUCAACAUCUCAAACGUAGCCUCGCAGAGUCUCAUGAAUUGCCGCAUAUCGUCUUCUUCGAUAGCCGUGCGAACCAGAGUUCCGAAAGAAUCGGGGGAGACGAGAAUCGCUCCGGAGCCUGGAGAUUCCGGGAUGAUGUCCCGGAGGUUUCUGCAUAACUCCGCCAUGAUUCGGCCGGAGAUUAUGCAGAUGCCGGUUGGAGAGAGCUUGAUGGAGAAGCUCCGUGAAAUCGAUGGCAGCAAGGACCGGAUUCGAUUAGACGGCCUUGCUCCGCCGCCGAUGUCGAUUUCCGAGACGGAGACGCCAAGUUUGACGGUGGCGGACACGAAGAAGCUGAUCAGAGCGGCGCAGAUGGAGAUGGUGAAAACGAAGCUCAGAGAAACCGGGAGAAGCUGGAUGCCGUACGCGGAGUUCGUCGGCGUUUGCGGCGAAGCUUCUUCAGAUCCAGAUCACGGAUCUCGAAUCGCGAAGAUGCUGGACGAUUCAGCAAACGUCAUCGUUUUGGGAGAUUCCGUUUGUCUCAGGCCAGAUCAGGUUACGAAAUCCAUUGAAGGGUUGCUUCCUUUGCCAAAGAUCAUUAACCCGAACGACCCGAGAAGGAUCGAGCUGAGAGAGCUCGAGGCAGAGAAGGCGGUGAUCGAUUCCAAAGCGCACUCUCUGGUGCGGAAAGAGCUCUGGGCGGGUCUCGGUUACUUGAUACUGCAGACCGCAGGGUUCAUGAGGCUAACGUUUUGGGAGCUCUCGUGGGACGUGAUGGAGCCGAUAUGUUUCUAUGUUACCUCCAUAUACUUUAUGGCUGGGUAUGCUUUCUUCCUCAGGACGUCGAAAGAGCCUUCCUUUGAAGGGUUUUAUCAGAGUAGGUUUGAGGCUAAGCAGAGGAAGUUGAUGGAUGUGAAUGAGUUUGAUGUUGAGAGGUAUGAUGAAUUGAAGAAGCUGUUUUCCCCCAAGGCUUCUGGUCGUGUUUCCAAGGUUCUUGGAGCUGUUGAGUGUUAG